AUGGCUUCUUCAGGUACCAAGCGACCCUAUCAUCCCGACGACUCCCAUCCAUCUGGACGAAGCGAUCGGAAUCGAGAUUCAGAUCGAGAGCGGGAUCGACAUGAUGAUAGACGUUCGAAACCCCGAGACUGGAGAGACGCCUUUCUGGAUGAAGAUGAACCUAAAAGAAGGCGAAGUAGAUCUAGAGAAAGGGAAAGAGAAAGAGAAAAAGAUCAUAACAGAAGAAGAGAUGAACAUCAACAUCGUGAUCGAAGGUACAGUAGAGAAUACGAUGAUAGAGAUAAAAGAAGAGGAGGUGGUUUAGAUUAUAGAGAAAAGGAUUACCGUGAACGUGAGCCCGUAAAGGGAGAUUAUCAUAAACGUCAUAGUGACCGAAAUGAUCAUAGUAGUCGAAUUGAUUCCAAAAAAUCUAAAUCACACGAUGGUGAUAGGGAGGAAGGCGAGCUUGAACCAUCUCCUCCUAAACCACCCGUCACUCUUCCUGUAGCUUCAUCUUCUCGACCAUCUGUUCCAAUCAGUCUCAGUCCAGCGAAAGGACCUUCGCGACCACCUCCAGCCGGACCCAAGUCAAGCUUCGCACCUCUUUCGAUUCCUUCUCAACCGCGAGGUUCAACUCCUUCUCGACCGCCUCCACCGUCUAAUAGAUUCUUCGAAGGUGAAUCCUCCUCCUCCUCUCGACGAGCUGAAGUGGAAGAUGUGAAACCUCAAGCAGAGGAAGAACCAAUCAGUAUUCUCGAAGAAGAGGUUGAUACCGAGAAAAUUCUGGAAGAAAGAAGGAAAAAAAGAGAAGAGAUCAUGGCUAAAUUUCGUGCCAACGGUGGCAAAGCUCCUGUUCUCACCACGCCCAAACUCGCUCAAGGAGAAUUACCAGGUCCUGGAACAGGUGCAGAAAGUGUUACCAGUGCUGGAACGAGAACGGGAUAUCAGACUGGGCUGUCAGCGACUGGUGCUACUCCUUUGCUAAAGCAACUAGGAACUCAGUCUAUUACUGGCUUACUACCUAAUACAUCCGCGCCUACUCCCAUCGGACACUCACCAUCGCUCGCUUCCACACCAUUGGGUCACGAUUUUGACCUUACCAAAAAUGCUGAUACCGUUGGAGAAGCUGAACUUCCUGCUGAAACUCGAGGGGAAGGUGUUGGAGCGGAUAUGAUGAUAUCUGCAGCAGAUUAUGACCCAACGAAUGACACAAUGGCAGAUCAAGAGAAGCGAAGAAAAGAUAUGGAAGCAAUGCAAAUCAAACCAUCAGAUGUCGCAUCCGGAGUAGGAGAACCCACAACCAUAGAAGUGAAAGAAGAAGAAGAUGAAUACGAAGAAGUUGAAAUUGAGGAGGAAGAAGAAGAUGAUGAAUUUGAUAUGUUCGCUGCGUUUGGUGAUGAACCUAAAGAAAAGAAGAAACGUAAGGUUACCAUACGUAGACUGAAAAAUGGUACACAACAAAACGGUUCUAAACCGGAAUAUAUCAAGAAACCAGCUAGUACAAUAGCAGCUGAAGUGGUAGAUAAUAUGGAUGAUACCGAAGGUUAUUAUAGGAUCACCCCAGGAGAAAUAAUGGAUGAUGGAAGGUAUCAAGUCACUAUAAGUUUGGGGAAAGGAAUGUUCUCAGGCGUAGUGAAGGCAAAAGUGUUGAAGGCUGUCAACCAAGAAAGGAGACAAGAUGUAGUUGGAAAAGAAGUGGCUAUUAAAGUCAUAAGGAGUCAAGAAAGCAUGUAUGUUUCAGGACGAAAAGAAGCUCAAAUACUUAAAAAGCUUAAUGAAGCUGAUCCAGAAGACAAGAAGCAUAUUGUGAGAAUGGAAAGGACGUUUGAACACAAAGGCCAUCUUUGUAUUGUCACUGAAUCUCUUAGUAUGAAUCUUCGAGAUGUCAUCAAGCGAUUUGGCAAGGACGUCGGUCUCAACAUGCGUGCUGUCCGAGCAUAUGCUCAUCAACUGUUUCUCGCUCUGAGCUUGAUGAAAAAGUGUGGAGUUGUCCAUGCUGAUGUCAAGCCUGACAACGUUUUGGUGUCCGAAAACAAGGCUACUUUGAAAGUCUGUGAUCUUGGUUCAGCCGCGGAGAUCACUGAGGGUGAAAUUACACCUUAUCUCGUAUCGAGAUUUUAUCGGGCACCCGAAAUCAUCUUGGGUUUACCGUAUGACACGGCGAUUGACAUGUGGUCUAUCGGGUGUACUUUAUACGAGCUCUACACCGGCAAGAUUCUCUUCCCUGGUAGAUCGAACAACCAUAUGUUGUUACUCCAGAUGGAAUUGAAGGGCAAACUUAAUCAUAGGAUGAUCAAGAAAGCUACGUUCAUGAAUCAACAUUUCGAUGAAUCGUUGAAUUUCGUUUCGAUUGAAACAGAUAAAAUCACGGGUCAGGGUGUUGCUAAAACCUUGAUGAUCUCAAAAGCGUCAAAGGACCUUCGAGCGAGAUUAUUGCCUCCUCAUUCGGUCCAACUGAAAAUGAAAGACGAAGAACUGAAACAACUCUUAAAUCUCGUUGAUCUACUGGAGAAAUGUCUUCAUCUUGAUCCAGCAAGGAGAAUAACACCAAGAGAUGCUUUGGUUCAUCCUUUCUUGACUGGGCCAUAG
This is a messenger RNA of Kwoniella shivajii, 2568 nucleotides long. RefSeq lists its product as uncharacterized. NCBI's taxonomy places the organism in Eukaryota, Fungi, Basidiomycota, Tremellomycetes, Tremellales, Cryptococcaceae. Gene Ontology annotation, molecular function: protein serine/threonine kinase activity; ATP binding. The transcript is spliced from 7 exons. Bases 1 to 2568 code for a protein of 855 amino acids. The record is from RefSeq and is a predicted model, not a curated record. Gene Ontology annotation, biological process: peptidyl-threonine phosphorylation; mRNA cis splicing, via spliceosome; peptidyl-serine phosphorylation.